CUCAUUGAGGAGGAUAUGCAUGGGAUGGUGGAGAGCUUAAAAGAAGAAGCUUUAGCAGGAGGAAUUCCAUUGAGAGAGAUUUACGGCAGGAAUUACGCAUUGCAGCCCGAGAACUUCCGGUUUACUGAAGGGGAAACCUUAUGCCUCCUUGAUUUAGCAAGCAUCAUCAACCGCUGCGGGAUCAGCAAAUUUUUGAAGAAAAUCAAGCGUAAAAAUGCACAGAAACCACAGAUAAUUCCUAAUGACGAACGACGCAAGGACGUGGAAUUGGAGAAUCAUGUCCAAAAACUGCAAACCAAAAUUUGGGAUUACUUUUCGUCCCUGUGAGUGUAACCAAAGACCUGCACUGCCGUUCUACGCCCAAUUGUCCCAUGUUAUAUGGGAGUCCCAUAAAGCAUGGGACAGUUAUGCAUAGAACGGCAGUAAAGAUGUCAUGCUAUACAUAUUUCUCAUAUUUACCACAAUUAUGCUUAUCCAACAAUUUCAAACCUACUUUCAAACUACCCUUGCUAUACAGACUCUGAAGUAGAUCCUUAGGUAGAUCUCAAUAAGAACUGGCCGAUUUAAGAAACGAUGCACAUUUAUGCAAGUGUACUGAAAGUCACUUUGUAACAAAUUUUAGUGAUUUUCUUACGCUAUACGAACGCUAUAUAAAGUCGAGAAAAUUUUCAUUACGAGAAGUUCCCACACUGACCAGAAAUGGAACUCAUAUUUUAAGCAUGGUCGUGAAUUAUUUGUUCCUAACUUCCUUGAUUUUCAUUUGACGCAAAAUUCCAGUCCAUAUUAAUUUGAAUAUGCUUCAUUCUUCUUACAUUUCUAUCGUGAGCAGCUGUGACCUUAAAGAGUGAAGCAAAAUCACUAGAUACAUAUAAAUAUUGGUUUAGAUUAUACAUUAUUGAAAAAAAUUACAUAUAGCUAUAAUAAUAUAUUCAUAAAAUACCAUUAGAAUUUUGCUCGAAAAUAUUAAUGUUUCAACUUUAUUUUAUUCUAAUGCAUAAUAAGUAUUGUAAAUUAAAUAAAAAAAAACUUUGUUUUUGUUAAAAGCUGACUUUUUAAUUGUUAUGAUGAAAUAAUGUGUACUUAUUCAUUUUUGAAAUCAUUUCGCCUAUCUGUUUCUUUUUGUAGAAGCUGUCAGGACGGUGCUUUUGAUAGCUUUCGAGAAAAAAUGCAAGAUCUUCGAGUAGAAGCAUACACUACAAGCGGCAAAAUCCACGCUCACGUGACCUGUCCCAUUUGUGACGACAGUAAGCAGUCUAAAAUUUCCCUCAACAUGGACACAACAGGCAGUUGGCAUAUUUUUGCUUUCAAACGGCACUGUAAAACAUUUCACAUCCAGACACCGCACUCAUCUAAACAGAAACGCCGUAGUGUCACACCAGUUGCUACUGACGAUGCUAACGAGAACGAUUGUCCAAUAAAACGACCUUCCCUGGAAUCCACUGGUAUCGGAACUGCAUGUGGUAUAUUAAAGCGUUUAAAUGAAGUGGUGCACACAAACUUCUAAACCAAUUGAAUGUUUCAGACUUUGAACUUACGACGUCUAGCAUGGAUCCACCUCAUCUGGAUACAGCUGGUACGGAAAUAGAUCCGCUGCACCUCGAUGAAGCAGAAACCGAAAUUGGACCUGCAGAAUACCUUGACGACACCGUAAGCUCAAGUACAGGUGAUUUACAGGCCGAAAAAAUUCACGAGUAUAAUGUGUCUGAUACCAAGGGCAAAUAUUUUGAUGAAACCGUGUAUGACUCCCAAGAUGAUUACCAUGGUGAUGCUAUAGAGGCACACGAGAACGAUAGCUGGGAUCGAAACACUAAGGAGCACGGAUACGCAAAAGAACACGAGAGCAAAGAUGUUAAGGAGAGCUCAAAGGACCACGAAACCGUAGAAGAACAAGUGGAACAAAAACAUGAAGGUCAUUCAACCGCUACAAGUAAUAACAUAAUUUAAAAAAACUAAAUAAAGCCAGUGCCGUCCCGAUGCUGUCCAUAUACCACGUGGAUAAUUUAUAAAGGGAGAGGAUUUUGGAGAAGUCCAUGCUUAUCCAAGGGAAGUAGAGAAGCUGGUCAAAAUUCAAGAUUGUUCUGUCCACGUGGCAUAUGAAUGGUCUCUAAUAACAAGAGUCGUACGGUUUGUAUUCUUAAAUAAAAAUCUAUUAACAUAAUCUUCAGGAUACCCGGAAAAUUAUACUGGAAGCCAAUUCAUUGGACAUGUCACAAGAAAAAGUUCAAGCCCGCUUCUUGACUUACAUGUUCAGAUGGAUUCGAGAUCAAAAUUAUGUAAGCCAAAUGGAAUACGGUACACGGAACCUGAGCUAGAUGCAGCUGCAUACGAAUUGAUGGCUGGUGGCAAUAGCAACUAUCAAUUUAUAAAGGCAAAUAUGCAGCUGCCUAGCUCAAAAACAUUGAAGCGACAUAUCGCAAAGCAUACUACAGAGACUCAGGAAGGAAUCCUAAUGGUGACACCUCUACUGAAGUAUUUGAACGCGCACAAUUAUCCUCUAGUAGUUUCCUUAAGCGAAGAUGGAACAACGCUUUCGCCCAACCCAGAAUACGAUUCAAGAAAUGACUCAAUUCGUGGCCUGGUGGCUCCGUUGAACCAUUCCGGUAUGCCUGAACAGAAUACAUUUAACGCCAGCACGGUUGAAAAAAUGAUUAAUGACCUUGAGCGCUAUUCUGUGGGUGAAUACCUUUACAUCGUAAUGGCAACACCAAUGGCCGUUGGAGCAUCACCAUUCUGCAUUUUGUAUAUGUGCAGUGAUAACAGGUUCACACAUGACCAAGUCAUUUCACGUUGGAAUUAUAUAGAAUCCGAGCUACUAAAAGCUGGAAUAACUGUCAUUGCUAACGCGUCCGAUGGUGAUCCGCGGCUUCUCAUGGCUAUGAGACAAAGAUCAACUCUUCAUGCACUUCACGUGGGAUCGGAAUCACAAUAUGGUCCCCACUUUGCUAUGAAUAACGAUUUCAAACUUGAUUUCAAAGCUAUUUCCAUCCAGGACAGUAUUCACUUAGUUAAUAAAUUUCGUCAUUCUUUGCUAGAUCCAAAAAAGCAAAUGCGCUUAGGAGACUACGUAAUUUCAUCAGCUGUUCUCAAACAAAUGAUGGAAAAUGGUCAAAAAAUGAUUCACAAAUUAAACCCUUCAGAUUUGAACGCGGCGGACCGAAUGAAAUUUGACCCAUCGCUAAAACUGAUGUCUUUGGAUCUUAUAGACCAUCUAAUCGAUGUGGUACCUGGCAGUAUUGGAACUGCUACUUAUAUACAAAUAAUGCGUCAUGCAUAUUUGGCUUUCAACGAUGAGCAUAUGUCUCCUAUUGAACGAAUAACUUCGAUAUGGACUGCUUUGUUAUUUGUAAGGGCAUGGCGCCAAAUUUGCAUAAGCAAUAGAAAAACACUGAAGGACUGCCCGACAUCAAACGUGUAUCAUUGUUUGGAGUUAAACGCACAUGGCUUGGUAAAAUUCAUUGUCAGGUGCCGACAAGCCGACAGCCCGGAGCAAUUCAUAAUUACUCACUUAUCUAGUCAACCAUGUGAAACAACAUUUCGGGAGCUUCGUUCGAUGACGACUGUCAACCAUACGGCAGUCAAUUUUACAAUGAAAGAAGUUGAGCAAAGAAUGCAGAAGGUGCAAAUGAAGUUGCUGAUAGUGCAUCGGAGAAAAGCAGACCUAAACUUUCCUUGUCUGCAAAAGCAGCAGCUAAAAUGCCAAAAAACAGCAAAUCAAGAUCUUCCUAACGACGAUCAAAUCCGUCUGGCCAUCGACACAGCUGCGAAAAACGCGGAACAUUUAUUAACCUGUCUAGGAGUUCAAAAUCUUGAAAUUGAUUUCAGGGAGAGUAUGACCAGAAAUUCCAAAACAGAAUCCGAAUUUGAAUUUGUCUCGAUUGAGAGCUCCGAGGUCGCCAACAACUCAAAUGAUUCAGCAUGCAAAGAUGCAUGCGAACUAAAUGAAUAUCAAAUUACAGAUGGAAUUAGUAGUGAUGCGGAAGUUGAAAGUUCCUCGUUGAAUGAAAAUUCAAUGAAACAUAUAAUUGAGGAUGCAGAGAAAAUCUUUUCCAAUGCAGGUGGAGAGCUACUUCUACGCCAAUGUUCAUCCGAGAACAAUCGAAACGUUUUCUACGUAAAAGGGAUAAACGGAAAAGUUAUAAGUAUUAAAAAAUCGACAAUGCUAUGGAUGCUUUCAUCGGGGCGUUUUAAAAGAUCCAACGACCGCUUGAGACGGUUCCAUCAAAUAAGAAUGCUUGCACCAAAAGAUUCAUCUAACCAAAACUGCAUUAAACAUGAGAUCAGUACCGGAGAUUGGAUUGCAUUACAAGGACCCAUGGUUUGCCAUGUAACAAACUUCCAAUACCAAACAGGUAAAAAGAGUAUCUUCAGCUAUAUCUUAAGCAGGGCAUUUACAGCCCUUAUUAGCAUAAGAGUCCCAUGUUUGCUAGGUCUCCUAUUCACAUGGGACUGUUGUGCGAAUGGGGGCAGUUUACUACCCUAUUUACUACAAGUAAGAUUUGUAACUGCUUUAGAAAAUUGAACUACUGACAUUCUGGCUUGGACGUGGAUAGUCCUUGCAGUCAAAAUUCCUGUCUCGUUCUGUGUUCUUACGAAGAUCCUCAAUGCACAGUUCGUUUUAAAAUUUACAUUAAAUGGAUAAAAGUUCGAAGAUUCUAUUACCGUGAUUGUCACCCUCAUUCUUGUUUUCGAUCGAAUCCACUUUCGAACGUAAAUCGUUCGCAUUCCCGUUUACGCCAGCAAAAUCAAAUGGCCUACUGAUUGGAUCGAACCAAAAACGUUCGAAAGUGGAUACGUCCGUAAACAAGAAUGAGCUCCAGAAUGAGGGUGUGUAUUUUGGUUUAAAGUAUUGAGUGCAUUGAAAUUCAAUGAAAACUAAAAAUGUGUUUUAUCCACAGGUAAAUUGAAAACUUGUCCACUUACCACUGUACCUAGAGAGUGUCCAGCGAAUGUAGAGAAAAGAGGAAUCUUUCUUCUGGGAAACUUCUACACUGUGUCUUCGGUUGGAUGCUUAAGUGUCAACAAUAAGAAACACCUAAAAUCGGAUAUUGACCAUUACGUUACACACAUCAAAGCACCGAACAGCAAGCUUUCUUUGUCAAGUGACACACUGUCUUACCUACAAACAUAUAAACUGGUUUAAAAAACAACGAACUCAUUUGAUAAUUAAAACAAAAAUUUAUUUAAAAGUGCUACAAAUCAUGAUUUUGUUAUUAUUGCACAAAACUACAUCAAUCUGUCUUAACUGGCGCGUUCGCUCUAGCAUAUCCGUAGCUUUUACUAUUAUACAUUUCUGAGUAUAUAUCCGACAUUCGACCACUCAAUAACAUACCAGGCCUAAACCAACAUUAUUCAGGAAACACACAUUUGGUAAUAAAUCGAUUGCUUUCCCUUCGUUAAAGUUAGGCCAGCUUUGUUAACUGAGUAAUGUUUGGGUUUACCUCGUCAGCGCUUCAUUGAACGUUCUCUACUGGUGGUAACCAAAUGAUCAGGAACAGCGGCAGCAGGGCCCCCAUUUCCACUCUGCUGCUGGAAGCGGUCUCCAGAGAUUUGAAUGUUGUGUAUGCCGGUUCAGUGGUCUCCGUGCCCGGUGUUGUGCUCACUUCGUCAGCUGCGGCGGAAACUAUCGAUUGGAUUGUGACAGUUGGUGGCAUUCUGAUUGUGCGUCUGGAAAUCCUCUCUCGGUGGAGCUACCCGAUCCACCAACAUCAUUAAUGCGAAUCCCAGCACCAGCAGACCUAUCGUAGACUAGUGUCCAUCCGCAUAAUGCUUUGGUCUUCUCCAGUUUGCUCGAACAGAAAUCGAUUUCCUGCCAGAAUGAUGACCGUGGCUACCAGCGGUGG
Messenger RNA from Aedes albopictus (Asian tiger mosquito), 5840 nucleotides. RefSeq lists its product as uncharacterized. The transcript has 5 exons. The record is from RefSeq and is a predicted model, not a curated record. Lineage: Eukaryota; Metazoa; Arthropoda; Insecta; Diptera; Culicidae. The coding region runs from base 2252 to 4519 and encodes 755 amino acids.